AUGACACAAGAUCGUCGGCUAAAUAUUAGUCAAGCCAGAACAGCAUGUGAUCCAAAUGAAUAUAUAUUAUGGUAUAAUACAACAGUGCCGGAUAAUUUUCCUUUACCAUUAUCAAAAGAUCUAUCAGCAUAUUUAUAUGCACCUGAUUGUGCAUCUCGUUAUGCAACAGCCGAUACUUGGUUUGUUAGUUGGGCGGAUGAUGAUUUAUUGUAUAGUGCGUUUACUGAUGGAAUGGUUGAUGAUAUUACUAGUUCUAGUGGUGCAACUUAUCCAAACUCAAAUACUACAACUGGUCAUGCUAUUAUUAUGGGUUCAAAUCCUUUGAAUUUAACAAUAAUAUCACCAGGUAUUUUCGAAAGUAAUACAGGACCAUAUACUGGUCGUUAUCCAUCCGGUAAUCUUCAUUACAAUGGGGUAUGGUAUCAAUCAACAUAUGGUCUGUCCGAUAAUGAUGCACCAUGUCGUAAUUGGUGUGUUCAAGGUCCAUUAAUAUCAUUCCGUUAUAGUGUAGAUCAAGGUACUUCAUGGUAUGAUUAUAAUUUACAUCCAAAAAAUGAUGCAGAUAAUUUAUUUAAUCAAUCAAGUUAUAAUAAACAAAAGAUAAAAUAUGGUGCAUUACAUUUUGUUGAUUUUGGUAAAAACCAACAAUGGAGUCCAGAUGGUUAUGUAUAUUUAAUUGGGCAUGGUUCAAAUUCAUCAUUUCCAGCAUCAUCAAAUACGUCAUUUCCAAUAGAAUCAUGGAAUGAAGGAGAUCAAAUAUAUUUAUGUCGUGUACGAUCAUCAAUUCAAACUAUGAAUGAUAUUAAUAAGUUUGAAUUUUGGAAUGGAAUAAAAUAUGUUCGUGGAAAAGAUGGUGUUGACAAAGCACAACCAUUAUUUACAUUUCCAAAUAAAACUGGUACAGUGACUGCAUCAUAUAUACCAGCAUUAGAAAAAUAUUUAAUGGUUAUUAGUACAGCGACCUAUCCAGGUGUUGGUUCAAUGGUCCAAGAAUUUGAUGUUUAUAUAUUAGAAUCAAAUCAUAUAGAAGGUCCCUGGUCACUUGUCGAAUAUUUAAAUAAAUUUGGACCCGAAGCAUAUUUUCCAAUCAUACCAACUAAAUUUAUAGGUCAAACUCAUGAUAUAAAAGUUUUGCCUGAUGGAUCAUCGUUAUGGCCAUUUUACCUUGGAUAUAGUGCGAAUUGUGCAUGUUGUAAACCAAAUCCACCACAUAGUGGUUAUGGUUUCUGUCUAUUAUCUUCUAAACUUGUCCUAACACCAAAAUUUACAAACCGAUUAAUCCAAAAGGGAUUGAUUCAACCACCAACUUUCAUUCAUAAGUGUUACCGGCGUUGUCUUCAGAUCUUUUCUUUCAUGUCUUUUGUCUUUUCCUUCCUCUAA
Molecule: messenger RNA, 1380 nt
Organism: Rotaria sp. Silwood1
Lineage: Eukaryota; Metazoa; Rotifera; Eurotatoria; Philodinida; Philodinidae
Source: the annotation of a GenBank genome assembly